Pistacia vera is the source of this 2685-nucleotide messenger RNA. RefSeq names its product acyltransferase-like protein At1g54570, chloroplastic. The coding region runs from base 350 to 2497 and encodes 715 amino acids. Gene Ontology annotation, cellular component: membrane. The transcript has 14 exons. NCBI's taxonomy places the organism in Eukaryota, Viridiplantae, Streptophyta, Magnoliopsida, Sapindales, Anacardiaceae. The record is from RefSeq and is a predicted model, not a curated record.
UGGUAAAUUUUGUUACCCAUUAUUCUUCAUUUGCUCCAUUUAGUGAAUAUUAAUAAUAGUAUUUAUUUUUUUGGUAGGAACUCUAUAUAAGUUUGUGAUGUGGAGAUACUGUAUUCCAUUCUGCUUUCUGGGGUUUUCUUAGUUUUAGUUGUUGUAUUGUGGUUUCUGGGUUUGCUUUGAUUUUCAUGUUUAGUGGAUAUUUGUUGUUUUUACUUUUUUGAAAGCAUGAAGUGUGUGAUUGUUUCUGUUAGAGUGAGUUGGGGAACAGUGUUGCAGCUCUUAUCUAGUUUCUAGAGCUUGAAAGUUGCUGUUUUUCCGUUGGUGAAUUUUAAAAAGGGUCAAACUUUUGAUGUCAUUGCUGGUACAAAACAUGGCAUCAGUUGUUACUUUCAGGGUAUCACCUAGUUCUGCAAUAAAUUUAGAGUAUAAGCCUCGUUUUAGAGUGAGAACUCAGAGUUUAGGUGAUGGUGAUUCAUCAGUUUUGUCAUCUGAUUCACUUGUGGUGAAUGGUGGUUCUGUAACUAGGGAGAAAGUGAAAGAUGGAACCUUGGUGCAUUCAGGAAAUGGGAGGAUAAAGCCUCGAAUUGAGGAGAAAAAGUUGGUUAAAGAUGCCGUUUCAGAAGAUUUAGAGGUGUUGUGGGAGGAUGGAUAUGGGACUAAGAGUGUCAAGGAUUAUCUUGAUGAAGCUACGGAGAUGGUUAAGCCUGAUGGAGGGCCACCUCGGUGGUUUUGCCCUGUUGACUGCGGGCCUCCUUUGGAGGGUUCUCCAACUCUUCUGUUUCUUCCUGGGCUUGAUGGACUUGGGUUAGGCCUUAUUUUGCACCAGAAACCUCUUGGGAAAGCCUUUGAAGUUCGGUGCCUCCACAUUCCUGUUUAUGAUCGAACACCGUUUGAAGGACUGCUUCAAUUUGUUGAAAAAACUGUGAGGCUUGAGCAUGCCUCAUCUCCCAAUAAACCAAUUUAUUUGGUGGGGGAUUCCUUUGGAGGAUGCCUAGCACUAGCAGUUGCUGCUCGUAAUCCGAGCAUUGACUUGGUCCUCGUACUUGCUAACCCAGCUACUUCAUUUGGCAGAUCACAGCUUCAGCCCUUGUUCCCUGUCUUAGAGGCUUUGCCUGAUGAAUUACAUUUUACAGUCCCAUAUCUUCUUAGCUCUGUUAUGGGAGAACCAACUAAGAUGGCAAUGGUUAAUAUUGACAACAGGCUCCCUCCUAGACUAAGAUCUCAACAAUUUUCUGCCAACCUUACUGCUUUGCUGCCACGUCUUUCUGGUAUGGCAGAUAUUAUACCAAAGGAUACUCUUCUUUGGAAGCUGAAGUUGCUUAAAUCAGCUUCUGCGUAUGCUAAUUCACGUCUCCAUGCUGUCAAAGCUGAAGUCUUAGUGCUUGCCAGUGGCAAGGAUAAGAUGCUUCCUAGUGGAGAUGAAGCAAACCGUCUCAGGAUUUCAUUGCAGAAUUGCAUAGUUCGCCACUUCAAGGACAAUGGGCACUCACUUCUAUUGGAAGAUAGCCUAAGUUUACUUACCAUUAUCAAAGGAACCUGCAAAUACCGUCGUUCAAGGAAGUUUGAUUCCAUCUUGGAUUUUCUGCCUCCUAGUAGGACAGAAUUCAAUUAUGCAUUUGAUCAAGUGGUUGGAUUAAUUAAUGCUGCUACUAGUUCAGUGAUGUUUUCAACAUUGGAAGAUGGAAAGAUAGUGAAAGGCCUUUCCGGGAUUCCAAAUGAAGGUCCUGUCUUAUUAGUUGGUUACCACAUGCUGAUGGGAUUUGAACUUUAUCCACUUGUUGAACAAUUCUUGAGAGAGAAGAAUAUUAUGGUUUACGGCAUGGCUCAUCCGGAGUUAUUUUUAGGAAGGCUCGAGGAUUCAUCUAAUGAAUUUUCUAUGACUGAUUGGUUAAAAGUUAUGGGAGCUGUACCUGUUACUGGUAAAAAUCUUUUUAAAUUGUUAUCAAAAAAAUCACACGUUCUUCUUUAUCCUGGUGGUGCACGUGAGGCUCUCCAUUACAAGGGUGAACAAUAUAAACUAUUUUGGCCUGAUCAACAAGAAUUUGUGAGAAUGGCAGCACGAUUUGGGGCCACAAUUGUACCCUUUGGGGCUAUAGGAGAAGAUGACAUAGCAGAAUUGGUUCUCGAUUACAAUGACUUAAUGAAAAUCCCUGUGCUUAAUGACUAUAUCAGGGACUCAAUUAGCAAGUCUGUGAAAAUAAGGGAUGAAACUAGUGGAGAGGUUGCCAACCAAGCGCUUUUUCUUCCAGGUCUAUUGCCGAAGAUUCCUGGCCGCUUCUAUUAUCUGUUUGGUAAACCUAUUCACACAAAGGGAAAAGAAGUGUUUUUGAGGGACAAAGAAAACGCAAACGAAUUGUACUUGCACGUAAAAUCUGAAGUUGAACGUAAUAUUGCCUACUUGUUGAAGAAGCGAGAAGAGGAUCCUUAUAGAAGCAUUAUUGAUAGAGCUGCAUAUAAUUUGAUAUAUGGUCGUGAUGUUCCAACAUUUAAGCUUUGAAGAAUUGAUUGGACAGGUAUAUUGUUCAGGGUCCUAAUGUUACAAAAAUUAUGCAAGAAAGCCUUUUUGCUGCUGUAAGUUAUAUUCAUUCUAUUUUUGCAUUCAAGGUCUAAUAUGUACCAUCCUGUAAAGAUAAUCUUUUUUCUUCUAUCAAUUAUACAUUUCAUGGGGGCAAUAUCAUUGUUUCA